This is a messenger RNA of Cylindrotheca closterium, 189 nucleotides long. NCBI's taxonomy places the organism in Eukaryota, Bacillariophyta, Bacillariophyceae, Bacillariales, Bacillariaceae. The record is from the annotation of a GenBank genome assembly.
GUAUAUAAUAAUACUGUGGUAACAUAUGGUGCUGCCACGGAAGACUAUUUGAAGGAUGGCGGUACGCCAAUUUCUAAUUUUGUGCCAGCGGGUGAUGGAAUUUUUCCAGGAAUUGGUGUUCCAGCCGUUGCAAUAUCUGGUGCCAGUGCCGCUUUACAAUGGCGGUGUCUGGAUUCUCUGAGUCUGUAA